CGUGUUCCACAGGCAAAGCAGGGAACCAUGAGAUGAAGGGUGGAGAUGCCAUACGGUGCCCCUAACGGUGACGGGCAGGCUGCCCGAGAUCGAAGUGUGGCCCCCAUCGUUAAGCCUAGAAAAGCUUUUCCCCCAACCCCAUUUCGAUGGGUCCUCUUCCCUCUUCCCUCCUCUUCUUCGUCUUGUUCUUCUCUGCCCCUAAUAAGGGUUCGUUAUCAGGCACUACUGCCACUAUUGUGUUAAUUGUUUAAGCUUUCCUUUUCAAACUUAAUUCAAUGGCUGGGAUUUGCUGUGGUGUUGUUGGAGAAGGUGACACUCCCGCUCCAAUUGAGCCAAGUUCACGCCCUUCCCGGCGCCGGAGUUUGGACCUUUUACCGUUAAAAUACAUAGCUGAUAUGGCAGUGCCGCCGCCCGAGGGUUCUCGGAAACGUCCUAAGUUGGAUCUCUCUCCCAGGGAUUGCCAAAAUGCUGUUGAGAAUUGCGAAAAAUCCAAGGUUGAGAAUUGCAAAAAAUCCAAGGUAAACGACAGGAAAAGUGUAAUGGAACUUGAAGAGUGUCCCAAGUUUGGCGUGACGUCUGUCUGUGGGAGAAGAAGGGACAUGGAAGAUUCCUUUUCGGUGCGUCCUUCCUUCUCGCGUGAAGGCAUUCACUACUUCGGUGUUUUCGACGGUCACGGUUGCUCUCACGUUGCGACCAUGUGUAAGGAGCGCCUACACGAGAUUGUGAAUGAGCAGAUUAACACGGCCCCAGAGAAUUUAGACUGGAAAUCCACCUUGGAACACAGUUUCGCUCGCAUGGACGACGAGGUUCAGAGUUGGAGUCAGACCAACCAGACCUUCACUUGCAGGUGCGAGCUUCAAACUCCUCACUGCGACGCUGUCGGAUCCACCGCCGUUGUUGCUAUCGUCACGCCGGACAAGCUUGUUGUCUCCAAUUGCGGCGAUUCACGCGCAGUUCUCUGCCGCAACGGCGUUGCCAUCCCGCUCUCCUCCGAUCACAAGCCCGACCGACCCGACGAAUUGCUUCGGGUUCAAGCUGCGGGAGGGCGCGUGAUUUAUUGGGAUGGGCCCAGAGUGCUUGGAGUGUUGGCUAUGUCACGAGCCAUAGGUGACAAUUAUCUGAAGCCAUACGUGAUUUCGGAACCGGAGGUCACGGUAAAGGAACGAACGGACGAGGAUGAGUGUUUGAUACUGGCGAGUGAUGGGUUGUGGGAUGUUGUGUCAAACGACACCGCGUGUGGGGUGGUGAGGAUGUGCCUGAAGGCGCAGAAGCCACCGUCGCCACCUGGGUCUCCUGGUAGUGAUGUGGCAGCAGACGGUUCGGACCGGGCUUGCUCGGAUGCGUCGAUUCUGUUGACGAAGUUGGCCUUAGCGAGGCAUAGUUCGGAUAAUGUGAGCGUGGUGGUGGUUGAUUUGAGGAGGGAUCAACGACAAUCGUCAAAUUCCAAAGACGUUAAUUGAAUUUAACGGAAUGAUAUUAAAGAAUGCCCUUUAACCCUAAUCCGUUUUUAAGGAGGUGGAGAAUGAAUGGAGGGGAGGGGCGUGGCUUUUACUUGAUGAAUGGGGAUUAGUAAUUGUAAUGUAAUGGGAUAUUUUAGGUGAAAAAAAUGAGUUGUAACUUUGAGAAAUGAAGAAAUUAUAGGAAAAUUUUACUCUAGGGAAAAUUUGUGUCAACAAAGGAAUCAAUCAUCCGGUUGACACUCCUUUUCUUUUGUCCAUAAUCAAAUCUAUAAAUUGGAUUUUGCUUUGGUUUCAUAAUUCUUUUUUAAUCAUCCAUCCCUAGUAAGAUUACACUAGUCCUCCAAUACAAUGGCCUAAAUUCUUAUGCUCUUUGCCUUUGGUGUGUAAUGAUUUACUAGUUCAUUCAAUAUGUCUGUCAGUC
Messenger RNA from Abrus precatorius (Indian licorice), 1881 nucleotides. RefSeq names its product protein phosphatase 2C 37-like. NCBI's taxonomy places the organism in Eukaryota, Viridiplantae, Streptophyta, Magnoliopsida, Fabales, Fabaceae. The transcript is spliced from 4 exons. Bases 276 to 1460 code for a protein of 394 amino acids. The record is from RefSeq and is a predicted model, not a curated record. Gene Ontology annotation, molecular function: cation binding; protein serine/threonine phosphatase activity. Gene Ontology annotation, cellular component: nucleus; cytosol. Gene Ontology annotation, biological process: protein dephosphorylation.